AUGCCGACAAAGGCGGCCGUCCAGAUGGCGAACAACACGAGCGACAACAUGGAAGAUCUCCUCCGCGCUGGCUUCCCAGAACCCCUCGGGCUCCCGUCCCGCCGGAAAGGUGGGCUCGUCGAGCGGUCCGACCGGCUUGUCGCAGAGUAUCGGAAUAAAAGGUAUAUACUCGCGGUGCAGCAAGAUCCUGCACACGGCGCCGAGCAUGUGCAUGGACACAUCCUCUUCACGCUCCUCGACAGCAGCGCUUCGCAGGUGGACGCCCUCCUUGCGCCGUUUCUUGCCGCGCUGACCGACCUGCGUCUGCCCUUCACCAACACGACCAGCUCCCUGCCCAACUUCCAGGUCGAUGAGCGGCUGGCGGCCGCUGAGCAAGCCGAAGUCGAGAGGCGGCGGCGCGAGGCAGCCCUGGCCGAUGCGUAUGGCGACCGGGGAAGCUUGGAGGAGCUGGAAAGGGCGAUGCGGGACAAGAGCUGGAUCGCCGACACGACCGUCGACGACUCGGAGACAGGGCGGCCGGUGAUGCGUGUGAGGGGCCUCAACGCGAGGGCGUUCAAUAUCGACAACCUUCCUUUUGCCACUUUUCUACCACCGCAGGCCGCUGCUCCUCGUUUAAACCAGGGUCAUUGCCCGGCUCAACAGCCUUAA
Molecule: messenger RNA, 648 nt
Organism: Chaetomium strumarium
Lineage: Eukaryota; Fungi; Ascomycota; Sordariomycetes; Sordariales; Chaetomiaceae
Exons: 4
Coding region: 1-648 (215 amino acids)
Source: RefSeq, a predicted model, not a curated record